AUGGCACGCACACGAGAGCCACCGUCCGACAAAAACGAAAUCCAGCAAUUCCGCGACAAAGUGGAGGGCGACAAGAAAGACCUAAAGACUCUGCUGCAGAAGGGGAUGAACCAGGCACAGAGAGAACGUGAUCGCCGCAUCAACGACAUCGCUUCAGCUAUCUCAGAAGCCCUCCUCCCAGCAUCGGUGAAUGACCAAGGAGUAAAUCAACCUCAGACGACAUUUCCCGGCACGGAAAUCGCUGGCAACCCCAUCUUCGCAUCCGCGGCACAGAUGCUUGAAGCUUCUAGGGGUCUGGUAAAGGAGUACGAUAGAAUGGAAGAGAGGGCAGCGAAGGCUUUUCCGCGGAAAGAGCAGCACAUGACGGAAGUAUGGCAGCAGGAUGUGAGGAAUACAGAGAGACAACUAGAUCUAGGGUACAAGAUAGCAUUGCGGAAUGUGAAGAAGGUGCUCGGAGUAGAAGGUGCAAAGGAUGAGAUGAAGGGGGCUGAAGAAGAUCGAGAGGACAUGGAAGGCGAAGAGGAGAUGUCCGAGCCACCCCUGAACUACGAGCUUCGAAAGGCACUCCGGUAUGCUGAGAGAGGGGUUAAGAGAAUGGUCAAAGGUCUUCCAAAAGAUGAAGCUAUGGAUAUAUAG
Lindgomyces ingoldianus is the source of this 636-nucleotide messenger RNA. RefSeq lists its product as uncharacterized. Lineage: Eukaryota; Fungi; Ascomycota; Dothideomycetes; Pleosporales; Lindgomycetaceae. The record is from RefSeq and is a predicted model, not a curated record. The transcript has 2 exons. The coding region runs from base 1 to 636 and encodes 211 amino acids.